This is a messenger RNA of Pyrenophora tritici-repentis Pt-1C-BFP, 579 nucleotides long. Lineage: Eukaryota; Fungi; Ascomycota; Dothideomycetes; Pleosporales; Pleosporaceae. The record is from RefSeq and is a predicted model, not a curated record.
AUGACCGCGCAAGACAGCCGUCUAGUGCAGUCUCUCGCGGCAGACGAGCCAGCAAACACGUUCCCCGCCUCGCCGCCGCGCCGCGAUCCCAUUGAAGACGCCGACGCCAGCUUCACCCGCAAACGCCCCCGCCUACACAGCGGAAGCAACAGCCUGCCGGCCAUGGAUACAAAUACCGACCCCCAGACCCCCACCAAUCCUGCCGCUUCGCCCGCCGAGAAACAGGUCGAAAUGACGAUACGUUCGCAUCCACCUUCUUCGCCCUUGCCCGCUGGAGACGAGGCGGGCCACGGCAGUGCUAACCACGUCCUUGAAGAUGCUCUACCUACAAGCGAACAGUCGCCCAUACUCAUUGCUAGUUCCGAGGAUGAGCCCGGAAGCCCGCCCGUCAUGAUCAUUGACGACGACGACGAUGAUGACGCUGUUGGCUUUGCAGUCCGCGUCGAUGCAGCACACCAUUUCAGCCAAUUUCCAUACUCACAUAUUGGCACCUACGCAACUGUCAUCCGCGAGCUGGGGCAGCACGUCGGCUCUUCGAAGUCGACCCUAUCUUCUUCACCGGCUUGGCACGCUGGCUGA